Molecule: messenger RNA, 855 nt
Organism: Homarus americanus (American lobster)
Lineage: Eukaryota; Metazoa; Arthropoda; Malacostraca; Decapoda; Nephropidae
Product: skin secretory protein xP2-like
Exons: 2
Source: RefSeq, a predicted model, not a curated record
GCCUCUCAGGGUGUAAUCAGUCCUGAGAGGCCCACUGAGGACGCCGCUGCAGCUGGGAGGUCCCCUGUGGGCGCUACCUCCCCUGGGAGAGCUCCUAAGUACACCAUCAUCCUUGGGAGGGCCCCUGGGGGCACCAUUGCACCAGAGGGGUACCCUGGGAGCGCCGCUACCUCUGGGAAUUCCCCUGGGGGCGCCAUCGCCCCUAAGUGGUCUCCUGAGGGUGCAGUUUCUCUUGGGAGGGCCCCGCAGGGCUCUGUGGCCCCUGGGAUAGCCUUGGGAACCAAGGGUGCCCUUAGGUGGGUCCCGGGGGCGCAACCGCCUCUGGGAGGGUCUGUGGGGGCGCCAUCAUCCUUGGUAGGGCCACUGGGGGCACCAGAAGUUCUGACAGGGCCCCUUGCAGUUCCCCUGGCAGCGUCUACACCCCUGGGAGAGCCCCUCAAGCCGUCGCAUAUGGCCUCUCAGGGUGUAACCAGUCCUGAGAGGCCCACUGAGGAUGCCGCUGCAGCUGGGAGGACCCCUGUGGGCGCCACCUCCCCUCGGAGAGCCACUAAGUAUGCCACCAUCCUUGGGAGGGCCCCUGGGGGCACCAUUACCCCUGAGUGGUCCCCUGGGAGCGCCGCUGCCUCUGGGAAUUCCCCUGGGAGCGCCGUCGCCCCUAAGUGGGCUACUGAGGGUGCAGUUUCCCCUGGGAGGGCCCCGGAGGGCUCCAUCGCCCCUGGGACAGCCUUUGAAGGCGACGUCGCCCUUAGGAGGGUCCCUGGGGGCGCAACCGCCUCUGGGAGCGCCUGUGACGGCGCCACAAUCAUUGGUAGGGCCACUGGGGGCACCACAGCCCCUGACAGGAGCCUUAUGUAG